ACUCAGUUCUUCAGGGAAGGUUCCUGCGAAGCGAGGCGGCCUGAGCGGCGGUUCGGGGAGAGGAGGGGGAGCGCCUGUCCGCCCCCUCCUCCCCGGGCGGGAUGGUGCGUCCCGUUCCUUGGGAGGGAGGGGCGGCGGGCGCGGCACCUCCCCGCUCAGUGACACACGCACCCGGCGCUGGCGAGACGCGGCGGCGGAGGCUGCGCUCGGGAGUCGUGGCGGCGGCUGGCCGGCAGCGGAGCCUCUAGCAUGGCCGGGGUCCCUGAGGCGGCCACUCCGCCACUCCCCGCGCCGCCCGGUCGCCCCUUUCCCUCCUCGCUCGCCUGGCGUCGCCGGCGCCGCUGCUGCUGCUGCCGCCGCCUGGCCAUGCCCGCCUUGCCGGGCUUGCUGUCGCUGGGCUUGCUCCUCUCCCGCGUCUGCUGCGGUGCCUUAGCUGGACCAAUCGUUGAUCCACAUGUGAAAGCAGUAUAUGGGAAGGAUGUUACACUGAAAUGCAUAAUUGAUAUAAAUGAAACAUUAACACAAAUUACAUGGGAGAAGAUACAUGGAAAGAGUGCACAGACUAUUGCUGUUCAUCAUCCUGAAUAUGGAUUUUCCGUUCAAGGAGAAUAUCAAGGAAGAGUAUCACUUAAAAAUAACUCGCUUACAGAUGCAUCAAUCAUCUUAACAAAUGUUACUUUCUCUGAUUCUGGAGAAUAUGUAUGCAAAGCAGUUACAUUCCCUCUAGGAAACUCCCAGUCAUCAACAACUGUAGCUGUAUUGGUUGAACCAGUUGUGAGCCUAAUGAAGGGACCAAAUGCUUUAAUAGAUGGUGGCAAUCAGACAGUUGCAGCCAUUUGCACAGCAGCUACUGGAAAACCAGCUGCAGAUGUUACCUGGGAGGGAGGUCUUGGUGAAAUGGAAUCCACUUCAACUUCAUAUCCAAAUGAAACAGUGACAGUUGAGAGUCAGUACAAGCUUGUCCCCACCAGGUUUGCUAGAGGAAGACGUAUCUCUUGUGUUGUGCGACAUCCAGCUUUGGAAAAGGAGAUAAGACAUUCUUACGUGCUAGAUAUUCAAUACUCCCCUGAAGUUACAGUUACUGGGUAUGAUGGAAACUGGUAUAUUGGACGAGAGAAUGUUUUACUCAGGUGUAACGCUGAUGCAAAUCCUCUCCCAAUGGAGUUCACAUGGAGUCGGUUGGAUGGGCAAUGGCCUGAAGGUUUACAGCCUUUAAACAAUACACUGCAUUUUCUCAGCCCAUUGACUUACAAUUAUACUGGAACUUAUGUUUGUAAAGUAGCCAAUUCUCUUGGCCAAAGAAGUGAUCAAAAGACUAUCUACAUACUAGAUCCUCCUCCUACUACCACAUCACCACCCACGAUUCCAUGGCUUUCUCCAACUGAUGGCAUCACAGGUUUAACAACACAACCAAAACUAAUAUUUUUUUCAACAUCACCAUGGCCAGAAAUGCAGGAAGACAAUUGGGGCACCAUCAUCGGUAGUGCAGUGGGCGGGGCUCUUUUCCUGAUACUUGUAAGUGUCUUGGUUGGCGCUGUCUGGUAUAGGAGAAGGAGGACGUUCCGUGGUGACUACUUCGCAAAGAACUACAUUCCACCAUCUGAUAUGCAAAAGGAAUCUCAGAUAGAUACUCUCCAGGUAGAUGAUGUGGAUUCUUACCCUGACAGUGUGAAAAAAGAAACAAAACAUCCAGUGAACAGUCUCAUAACUAAAGACUACUUGGGAGAACCUGAAAAAACAGACUGGAAUAAUGUAGACACUAUAAACAGGUACCAGGAAAGGUAUGAAAGACCUAUGGAUUACUAUGAAGGUGGAACACUAGGAAUGAAAUACUUGAGUGACGAAUGUUACGAUGAAAAUGAAGAUGACUUAGUUUCACAUGUAGAUGGUUCUGUAAUAUCUCGAAAGGAGUGGUAUGUGUAAGGGCCACUUUCAAAUCUUGACAGUACAUAAAAGCCCUUUCAUUAGCUGAUCACUUUCAGAUUGUUUAUACUUUUUUCUUGAAGAAUAAGCUUUUUGAAGUUGAUUUUCAAGCUUUUUAUAUUCUAACUUGACAAAUGAAAUGUAAAACCUCGUUUAAAUGUAUUGAAGCUGCUUUAUGAUUUUUUUCAAUGCUGUACUACUGUCUUUCAAAAGAUCUGAAUUUUAAAAUAGUGCUUUAUUUGGCCUAUAGCACAAGUUAAAGAUCAAAGUGCUAAGUGGAAAAAAACCCAUGAAAUUGUUAUAAAGAAUUUGAAAUGAAGCAACUGUCUUUCCUUGUGACUACAAGCUUGUGAUCAAGAAUUAUCUUGAUGCAUCAUUUUGAGCUAUAUAUUUGAGUAAAAAGCAACAUGAAACUGAUUCUCAUAUAGAGCUGAUCUAAGGCACAUUUUGUUUACAUAAGGUAAUUUUUACAAUAUGAAAUAUUCUGAUGGCACAGUUUUUUCAAAGCUUUAUUUUUAGGCUUUCUGCACAGAAUUGAAUACCUCUACAUUUUUGAGACUUGCCAUAAUUAGAUUCUGUAGUGGGUGUGAUACCUCUUACAGGUUACUUGUUGCACUGAACCUGUUGCAAAUAGACUUUCAAUGAACAGUCUUGCAACAUUAUCACUAUCUAUAUUUGUACACUGCAUUUUAAUUCCAAACACUGGAAUAUUAGAUUCCAAACACUUCAGCUGCAUUUCGGAAGAAUUCUUUCCAAAAGGUUGAUUAAAUGUUGCUUCAAUAAAAAUGGCUCAUCUUAACUAAAAUAAAGAAGUAAUAUUCAGAAAAUGUUAGGUUUCCCUAUGCACUCUUCAGAAUGUUAAUUAAGCACAAAGCUAUAAAUACAUUCAGUUAAAACACAGAUGCAACUUCUAUAUUUGAGUGAAGAUGCAUUUUAAGAGAAUAAAAUCAGCUUUUCACAGACCUUUGUGGAAUUACAAGGAGUGUGUGGGCUGUAUAAAGAAACAUUAACCAAGGAGUAUAAAAGUUUUAAAUGCAAAGGCAACCUUACGUUCGCUGUUUUUUUAAAAGCAUGUAUAAUUCUGAAAAAACUGCCUAUUUUGAGGUGAAAGCAUGAAAAGGUGUGGCAAGACACACAAAUGUCAGCUUAAAGUGAAGCAAUACCAGCUAAUUCUAUGUAAUGUAUAGAGAGGGUUUUUGAAAAAAAUAAUGCUGUUUGAAAAGAAAUAUAAUAGUGUACAGAGAACAACUUACUGCAGAAGGAAGGAAUUGAAUUGGAGACAGAAGCAACAACUGUUUGUAAGAAAGGGUGUUGCUUUCUCUGAAAUCUGGCAUAGGAUAUGGGACAAUUCUGCUGUUUAACAACACUUGAAAGUUGUGAAAAAAUGCAGUUUGUACAGAGACUUCAGCAUCAUUAGAGGAACUCCGUGGACAUUAUAGUUUGAAGUUUAGAAGCAAGCCCCAUUGACAUGAGUGGGCUUGGCAAACAUGCUCAAAACUAAAAAUAGUUUGGUUUCAAUAAAUUAUCCAAAUUCAGAAUCUUUGCAAAUGGAAUAUUAUAUUAAUUUGGCAGUCUAAUUGGUGAUGUGCAUUCUUGGGUAAUGCUUUGUAGCAACUAUUUCCAAGUAUAUAUCUGUGAGUAAUAUAAAAUCAUUACAAAAUGAUUACAGUAUUUUUGAGCUUUUCAGUGAAUACAGUAUCUGUAUUAAGGUGCAGUUUGACAGUACACUGUGACUUGGUUGCUAUGUCUUCAAACAUGUGACUGCAGUUUAGUAUUUAUAAAUAUAUGAAACUAGUUUUCUAUACAUCUCUAUCACAUUGAUAAUUCAAGUGGUAACAUUACUUUACUUGACCAAAGUCUCUUUUCAAUACAUUAGGAAGUGAAAUUAUCAAACCAUGCUUGCCUGUGAACUCGAACGAGUUACUAUAAUUACUUUAUGGAUCUAGUCCAUCCCUAGCUAAUGUAAACUUACUUCAGUGAACUUACGGCCAGGCCUUAAGCUAACAGCAGGUCCUAACUCUUGUGUGUGUUUGUUUUUUAUUAUCUUUUUAAAAGAUAGCUCGUGGUCUUAGGAACAUCUCCAUUGUAAACAAUAGUGGCAUACUUCAUGUAAGCCCCCAAACACUUUCUUGUAACACUCAAAUUUGGAAGUGAGUACCUAAUGCUCUUUGUUCUUUAUCUUAAGUUUGUUAAAAUUUAUCAAGAAUUUCACAGUUAAAUAUGAAGAGGUUCAUAAUAGGGUUAAGAUGUUAAGUGUUGCAGUGUUUCUUACCUAAUGUAUGUUUGGUGUAAAUAGAGAAAUGAUUGUAAGUAUGAAUUAGCUGUUGUGUGAAAUAAAUCUUUUGUUAAAUUAA
Eublepharis macularius is the source of this 4277-nucleotide messenger RNA. RefSeq names its product nectin cell adhesion molecule 3 (gene NECTIN3). The record is from RefSeq and is a predicted model, not a curated record. Gene Ontology annotation, biological process: homophilic cell-cell adhesion; heterophilic cell-cell adhesion; symbiont entry into host cell. Gene Ontology annotation, cellular component: adherens junction; apical junction complex. The transcript is spliced from 6 exons. Bases 250 to 1923 code for a protein of 557 amino acids. NCBI's taxonomy places the organism in Eukaryota, Metazoa, Chordata, Lepidosauria, Squamata, Eublepharidae.